GCUUUGGACUUUCAUCUAUUAGCCGAACCGUAUAGGUAAGGUAGUCACAGAAAUACACAUUCUUUUUAGUAAUGGCCUAUUAGUUUUCCUACUUGGGCACUAUUUCAAACAUGAAGUUAAUAGUAUAUAAAAGUGCAUCCUUCGCAGACAGAAGUCUUCAGUUCUAUCUAUCCAUAAGCUAUUUCACUACUAGCUUAAUAAGUUUAACGCGAUAUAUCGACACGGAAACAAACUAUCAUCACAAGCCCUCUAGGAAUUUUCUAACAUUAUAAAAUCCUAAGCACCAUCAAUCAACAUGCCUGCGAUAUCUGGGUUCGUGAACUUCAACCCGGACAAGGAUAUCCCGUCUCUUCAGGGUAGAGUUAUCUUCGUCACAGGUGGUACUGCUGGUCUUGGGCGAGCUUCAGUUAGAGCCCUUGCAAAACAUGACCCUACCCAUAUUUACUUCACCGGCCGCAAUGAACAAGCCGGCGAAGCGCUCAUUGAGGAGAUAAAGAAGACGAAUCCAUCCGUGGGCAUGUCAUUCUUAAAGAUGGAUAUGACCUCACUGUCUUCAGUCAAGAAAGCUUGCGCUCAGUUUACUCACGACCGCCUCGAUAUUCUUAUGUGCAAUGCCGGCAUCAUGGAUAAACCACCGGCCCUAAGCGAGGAUGGCUUCGAGAUACACUUCGCAGUCAACCAUCUAGCACAUGGCAUGAUCAUUCAACAAGUCCUACCUGUCUUGCAGAGGACUGCUGAUUUACCUGGCUCCGACGUGCGAGUUGUCGUUCUUACAUCCUCUGGUUGGCGAGCACAUCCGAAGAAUGGUAUAGAUUUUGCUACUAUUCGUACUAAGCAGGAAGACCUGACUUUGUUGGGAUUCAAUCUUCGCUAUGGACAGAGCAAAAUCGCAAAUAUAAUCUACGCAGCUGAGAUCGCGCGGCGGUACCCUAAGAUCAUGGCUGUGUCCAUCCACCCAGGUGUCGUCACCACAGAUCUAGUAAAUAACUUGCCACCGAUGAGAAAAGCGUUUGUGUAUGGUGCAAACUGGAUGCUAGGUGGCGGCGUAGUGGACGAGAGUAUAGGUCGUCUAAACCAGCUCUGGGCGGCAGCAGGCGCGAAGAGAGAUGAGUUGGUGAAUGGAGCAUACUAUAAGCCCGUUGGUGUACAAGGCAAAUUGAACAAGACAGCGAUGAGUGAGGAGUUAGGCCGUGAGCUAUGGUCAUGGACUGAUGAAAUGCUGGCGAAGGUGGCGUAAGCUAUACUGGAUUAUAAUAUAGUACGAACUAGGACAAGUGGUUUUUUUCUCUUAGGUUAAAUUAUUUAAUUUGACUAUGGAAUGAUUUAAACAUCUUAUUCUGAUUGUAGA
Daldinia loculata is the source of this 1348-nucleotide messenger RNA. Its product is annotated as oxidoreductase. The record is from RefSeq and is a predicted model, not a curated record. The transcript is spliced from 4 exons. NCBI's taxonomy places the organism in Eukaryota, Fungi, Ascomycota, Sordariomycetes, Xylariales, Hypoxylaceae. Bases 296 to 1237 code for a protein of 313 amino acids.